This is a messenger RNA of Rhinocladiella mackenziei CBS 650.93, 1338 nucleotides long. RefSeq names its product histidinol dehydrogenase. The transcript has 2 exons. Gene Ontology annotation, cellular component: cytoplasm. Gene Ontology annotation, molecular function: histidinol dehydrogenase activity; NAD binding; metal ion binding. Gene Ontology annotation, biological process: L-histidine biosynthetic process. The coding region runs from base 1 to 1338 and encodes 445 amino acids. The record is from RefSeq and is a predicted model, not a curated record. NCBI's taxonomy places the organism in Eukaryota, Fungi, Ascomycota, Eurotiomycetes, Chaetothyriales, Herpotrichiellaceae.
AUGGCACCCACCUAUCUCAAGACCGGCGCCACCACCACCGCUACACCACGAACAUCGCCUGAUGUCCAAGACAUAGUAAAAAAUGUCAUCGACACAGUCCGCCUCCAAGGCGACGUGGCUGUGCGUGAAUUCUCCCAACGUUUCGACAAAUGGAACCCCGCCUCGUUCAGGCUCUCCAGGGCUCAAAUUGAAGAAGCCAUGAGCCGAAUACCUGAGCAAACCAUCAAGGAUAUCAAAGCCGUACAAUACAACGUGCGAACAUUUGCCCAGGCUCAACGCGACUCGCUCAAGGACUUUGAACUCGAGAUCCAGCCCGGUGUCUUCUUGGGUCAGCGAAACAAUCCUAUCAACGCCGUCGGCGCAUAUAUCCCUGGAGGGCGUUACCCUUUGCUUGCAUCCGCGCACAUGACGAUCCUAACAGCCAAAGUCGCAGGCGUCAAACAUGUCAUCGGCUGCACGCCGCCGAUCGCGGGCCAACUUCCCAACGCAACCAUUGCGGCCAUGCAUCUCGCGGGCGCUGACGAGAUUUUCAUCCUAGGCGGUGUCCAGGCCAUCGCGGCCAUGGCCGUGGGGACUGAAACGAUCCGUAAAGUCGACUUCAUCGCUGGACCGGGCAACGCCUUUGUCGCCGAGGGCAAACGCCAGCUCUAUGGCGAUGUGGGAAUAGAUCUCUUUGCGGGACCAACGGAGGUUCUGAUCGUAGCUGACGAACACGCCGAUCCCUAUACAGUGGCAACGGACUUGCUUUCGCAGGCUGAGCAUGGGCCUGACACGCCUGCGAUUCUCAUCACAAAUAGCGAAGACCUGGGUCGCAAAACUAUCGAUCACGUGGAUAAGUUGUUGCUGAAUCUACCAACCGCAGGACUGGCGGGAACAUCGUGGAAGACGUACGGCGAGGUCGCGGUUGUAGAGAACUUGGAUGAAGCCUAUGCUCUGGCCGAUGCAUAUGCCUCGGAACACGUGCAGAUCUUGACAAAGAAUCCACGAGAGGCACUGGAGAAGAUGCAACAUUAUGGAGCGAUCUUUUUGGGCGAUAGGACAUGCGUGUCAUACGGUGAUAAGUGCAUCGGUACCAAUCAUGUCCUUCCUACGCGAAAAGCAGCUCGCUAUACGGGCGGUCUCUGGGUUGGAAAAUUCUUGCGCACUGUCACUUACCAGGAAGUCAAAUCGAAUAAUGCUAGCGGCGAGUUGGGUCGUCUCUGCGGACGGGCGGCGAGGGCGGAGAAUUUCGAGGGACAUGCUCGAUCGGGAGAUUUGCGUGCACAUAAAUUCUUGAGGGACGACUUUGAGUGGAUUAGUGGGCGGGACGUACAGCAUGAUUAUCGACCAAGGCUGUAA